Pyricularia pennisetigena is the source of this 3621-nucleotide messenger RNA. RefSeq lists its product as uncharacterized. Gene Ontology annotation, biological process: activation of GTPase activity; nucleocytoplasmic transport. Gene Ontology annotation, molecular function: GTPase activator activity; small GTPase binding. The transcript is spliced from 3 exons. The coding region runs from base 1 to 3621 and encodes 1206 amino acids. The record is from RefSeq and is a predicted model, not a curated record. Gene Ontology annotation, cellular component: cytosol; perinuclear region of cytoplasm; nucleus. NCBI's taxonomy places the organism in Eukaryota, Fungi, Ascomycota, Sordariomycetes, Magnaporthales, Pyriculariaceae.
AUGGAGCAUUUGCAUGGUGUUGAUGUUAGUUGGAUGACCCAUGGGUCUCCAAGAGACAAGGCCGGCCGCACCCCGCAACGACGAAAUACGAUCCAUUCGACGAAUUACACAUCGCCCGACACCAAGUCCACAUCCUCAAAGUCCAGCCAUGACGGCCAGGCACCAGAAACUCCGACAACAUCGUCAAGUCCACGGCCAGUCCCGGGGGCCCGUCCAGGUUCCGCCGGAUCCGAUAAGCUGACAAAUGGGUCCGGCACCCCACCCCAGCCGUCGCCACAACGCCGGGGCUCGUGGUUCUCCAACAUAUCUUCCAAGUUUUCGAGCAGUAGCAACAGCAACGGUGGUGCGAACGGGAACAACCAAAACUCGCCACAGCCUGGCACCACACCGCCGAAGCAGACCGAGAUGACCGUGCCCAGGGCAAAUCCCGUCAAGAACGCGGUGCUACAGCAUGCGACUCGAUACGAGGGCGACGGACCCUACACGCCGGCACCACCCAAGGCAAGCCAGGCAGGGCUGCUACAGGUCUUGCGCCGGUUGUCGUCCUCCAGCAACGGUGGCAGCUCGUUGAGUGGCUCCACGUUCAACAAGAAGAACCACGGACUGGUGGCACGGCAGGUGCUGAAUGUUGAUCGGAACCGGGAAAGAUGCGCCCUGGCGGAGCUCAACCAGGCGAAGCUGCGCAGAGUUGCCUUCUGCGUCGACGUUGAGAUAGCGCCGAUGCCCAAAUAUACCGAAGGCGACGGCUCAGCAAAGAAAGCCCCAGUGGCACCCCAGCCCUCGAAGAAGAAGCCGCUUACGGAAAAGGGAGAGGGCGAGGCGCUAAAGGUAUCGCGGUCAAACGAGGAGGCCAAGCCAAAAGAUGCCAAUGAUGUCGAUCGCAUUGCGAAGGCCUCUGAAGCCAAGGAUGUGAAGAAGGCUGUCGCUACCAGUCCAUCUAAGGAGCCUGCCGCAGCACCUCCGAAGGGUGGCUCUGAUACCAAGAAAAAGGAGAAGAAGAAACGCAGUGAAGAGGAGAGAAAGGCAAGAAAGGAGAAGAAGCGCAAGCUCGCAGAACUCAACGGCCAAAUACCUAUGGAAAUUUCAAUCGACAGCGACUACGAUUCGUCCGGCUCAGCAACAGGCGAUAAUAAUGCACCACCGCGGACACAGUCGGUGCCGACAACAAACCCUGUGCGCAUAUACCGCCGCUGCUGUCAACUACGAGAGACUCCUAUCCUGAAGAAGAUCACGGAGCAGCUGUCUAAUCCUAACAAUGUCACGGCCGGCGGCGUUGUUGAGAAAUUAGACCUCGCCGGAUACUGGCUUCACUUGUCUGACCUCGUCACGCUAGGGGACUAUCUGGCCGUAGUGCCCAUAAAGGAGGUCAUAUUAGAAAACUGUGGGCUGAACGACGAGGGAUUGCGGGUGAUUCUGUCCGGAUUGCUUGCAUCGAGGCGGUAUCGCAGAAGAGGUCGUAAAACAACAAGACCAGACACACCUAACGGCGAAUCCGAAGCAGCAGACGCUCAAGGUGGCGUCGUGGAGCGGCUAGUACUUCGGAACAAUAAGAUUGGACCGGAGGGCUGGAAGCAUCUGUGCUUAUUCAUAUACAUGUGUCGUUCCAUUACGCAGUUGGACAUAUCAAACCUCCCUUUGCCGCGGCCAGCAUCAUCGGCCGGCACUCAAGCCAGUCAUCACCACAUCACAAUACCGGGCAUGGCGCGGCCCGCUUCACCUCCGCCGUCGAUCUGUCAACUCCUAUCAAGGAGCUUGACUGAAAGAUUGGCGGGCUCAACCCUUGAGCUACUCAACAUAGGCGAGACAGCGCCAGACAUGCAAGAGUUUGGCACACUCAUGGAUGGCAUCAUUGCUUGCAAAAUCAAGCGCUUGGGUUUGGCGCACAAUGACCUCAAUGCGGAUGGCGUCUCGCAAAUUAAAAGAUUUAUAUCCAGUGAUUUUUGCUAUGGGUUGGACCUCGGGGGCAAUGAUUUGCGGGAUCAACUAGACGUGCUGGCAGACGCGUUGCCCGAAGAUUCGUCUCUGUCUGUGCUGAGCUUGGCAGAGUGCAAUCUUUCACCGCAAUCCCUUUGCAAGCUCUUCUCUAAACUCGUCAAGCUCCAGGAAUUCCGCUUCAUCGACCUUUCUCACAACCAGGACCUUUGCCGGUCAGAGCCCAGCUGCAUUUCUCUGCUCCGAAGAUACUUGCCCAAGAUGACUGGUAUGAAGAGGAUUCACCUUGCCGAUGUUUCGAUGAAUUCAGAACAAGCGAUCGCCCUGGCAGAAAUACUACCCGAGGUACCUGGACUAGCUCAUAUCAAUCUACUCGAGAAUCCGGAGCUCUCCAAGCUGGCAGACGCCAAGACCGAAGAAAGCCAAGAAGAAGCUUGCGCGUUCUAUGCUUCCAUGUUGGCCGCGACUAGAGUCAGUUCGAGCAUUGUAGCAGUCGACAUGGACGUCCCAACGGAGAAUUCUGGAGAGAUAGUCAAGGCUAUGGCCAAACAAGUCGUGGCGUACUGCUUGCGCAACAUGGAAAACCUACCCCUCAACGGUACAAACGGUGUCGACACAGCCUCGAGACUAGAUCUGGAGUACCCUGACGUACUUCAGCAUCUGGUCGGCCAUCCUGAAUUCGGACCAGACGCGAUCGACGAUGACAACGAGGCGGCACCUGAUGACGACUAUGUCAUUGGCGGUACAGGAGUGGUGAAGGCGCUUGCAUGCUGUCUCAAGAAUCGCGGCGACGACUCUCGACGGCCAUCGGGCGAGUUUACCCGUAACGGUGACACACCGCUGUUUACAGAAUCGACGGCGACAAGCCCAUUAUUACGGCCAACCUCGAAGAAGCUGCCUCGUGUCAAAAAGGCCAAGGACAUGUCGAAGCAUCUUCUCGCAAGCGCGAGAAAGAUUCGACAACGGCUGCAGCCUGCCAUGGCCAGGGCAAAGCUCACCUCGACCCACAGCGCGCAAGAUGCACACGCCUACCAGCGCCUCUUAUUCUUGGACAGAACUCUGGACGGCAUCAUCAAGCGUUUCGAAGACGAGUUUCCCGAAACCAGGGAGCCUGCGCCGGAAGAUGAGGCAGAGACGGAAAGCCUGGAGACGGACCCCGAUGCUGCUGUGCCCUCUAUGGCGCUGUCAGGAUCGUUCGGAUCUGAGGCAGACCGCGCCACAAGCGCAAUCAUAUCAGAUGGCGAGGACGAAGAUGAAGGCAUCGUAGUGCAUCGGCCGACUACCAUGUCGCGGAGCAGCUCAAUGCUGUCCAUCACCUCCAAGGGACUCACCGAGGAGGAGGGACGGGCCCUGCGAGCGGGCCACAAGUUCCGCAGCAGUUUCACCCGGCAGCAAUUCGAUUUGGUAUCGUGUGCAGUCGAGGAGAUUGAAAAAGACCCCAACCACGCACGCAUGCUGCUCGGGCUUAUCGAAGAUCUGGGCAACGAGGAGCUCGAUCGGAAAGUUGCGGCCCAGGGAGUUGUUGCGGUGUUCAAGCAGGAUAAGGAGUUGAUCCAGGAGCUAAUGAGGGCACAGGAUCCGGAACACUGGGAGAGGUUUGUGGAGUCUCAGCACAUGGCCAGAGCAAACGUGAAGGUGGAAGAAAAGGGCUUGAUCGGAGCAGGUGACGAGGUGGCUAUAGUUGACUAA